AUGUCUCCCUUGAAAUUUCAGCCGGUUGCAGAUUCUCCCCCUCUUUCUCCAGAGACCAAGCGAGCCUCCAAAGUGACAGCAAUAACGUCAACACGGACGGUGACGGACAUAUACUUGCCGUCGCGAUCGCGAACGCUCUCGGUAAACAGCCAAGAGAGUAAUGCGGGCUCGCGUAUCGAAGUCACUGCAAAACUCUUACGAAGCAUCAGCAGUCGAAACACUACUGGGACGAUUGUUCUCAAAUCGACGACGGGCUCAGCCCCUCGGCAUCAUAAUCGGUCCUCACCGAAAUUCGACUAUCCUGAGAACGUCUCCGAGCUCAAAGGAGCCUUGCAACGACGGCAGAACUACAUAGGCAAAACUCAUCCUUCAAUUGGUUCUUUGUGGAACCGAAUCGGCAACGUUCAUUUUCGUCAGGGGGCUCGACAUGACGCUGUAUUCAGUUACCGAAACGCCCUUGUCUGUGACCCUGGCAGUCACUACGGUGCAGCAUAUGCCAACCUUGGCACCGUCUACGGCAGUCUCGGUAGUCUUGACCUCGCCAUCGUCGCCUCACAUAAGGCCUUGCGGAACUACAAAGUGGAUUGCGGAUCUGAAGGCAAACUAGCAAAUACUGAUGCCAUCGCCAACGUCUAUCACCAGCUUGGACUCUGUCAGUCCUUGCAAGGUCAUUACCAACUAGCGUCUUCAUUUUUGGAGCGUUCUCUCGAGAUUCGUAGAAGUGUCAACGGUCCCCGGCAUGCGACCGUCGCCAAAGCGUUUGAUAAAUUAGGGCAUGUGCACGCUUUGUUAGGGGACUACCAGAUAAGCAUACAGUACCACGAAAAAGCUGGUGAAAUUUUCCUCGCCGUCGGUUUUUCGCUGAUCCCGACAUUGCAAAAAAUUGCACAAUUGCAUGUACUGCGUCGGAACUAUACUGACGCCGCCAUUGCUUUACGGCAAAUCUUCAGUUUGCAGAAGGGCGCAGGAUCCGAUUUCGACGUACAGGCCGCGUACGGUACUUUGCAGCGACGAAGACAUAUGUACACAUGGACGCAUCAAGCUAAUCUAGCUGAGCAGUGCCACAAAGAAUCCAUGCGCUUUCGGGAAAAGUAUGGAGAGACUGAAUUUCUAUAG
This is a messenger RNA of Phaeodactylum tricornutum CCAP 1055/1, 1116 nucleotides long. RefSeq lists its product with no specific name. Bases 1 to 1116 code for a protein of 371 amino acids. Gene Ontology annotation, molecular function: protein binding. The transcript has a single exon. The record is from RefSeq and is a predicted model, not a curated record. NCBI's taxonomy places the organism in Eukaryota, Bacillariophyta, Bacillariophyceae, Surirellales, Neidiaceae.